CUCAUCCUGGGAGGAUCUCUGUCCAGCCAGCUGGUAGGUGGAAGACCUCAGGGACUCCCAUUUCCUGGCCUGGAAAAGGUCCCGUCCCCCGCCCCUAUGACCAACAUGAGCUGGAGCUUCCUGACGCGGCUGCUGGAGGAGAUCCACAACCACUCCACGUUCGUGGGCAAGGUGUGGCUCACCGUGCUGGUGGUCUUCCGCAUCGUGCUCACGGCCGUGGGCGGGGAGUCCAUCUACUCAGACGAGCAGACCAAAUUCACGUGCAACACGCGGCAGCCGGGCUGCGACAACGUGUGCUACGACGCCUUCGCGCCCCUGUCGCACGUGCGCUUCUGGGUCUUCCAGAUCGUGGUCAUCUCCACGCCGUCCGUCAUGUACCUGGGCUACGCCGUGCACCGCCUGGCGCGCGCCUCGGAGGACGAGCGCCGCCGCGCGCCUCGCCGCCGCCCCGGCCAUGGACGCCGCCCAGCCCGCGCGCCUCUGCCGCUGCCCCCGCCGCCGCACCCCGGCUGGCCCGAGACCGCCGGCCUGGGCGAGGAGGAGCCCAUGCUGGGCCUGGGCGAGGAGGACGAGGACGCGGGGGUGGCCGACGGCCUAGGCGAGGAGGCCCAGGCGGAGGACGCGGGCAUGGCCAAGGGCGCGGGCGCUGACGGCAAGGCGGCGGGGGCCCCGGGUCCAGCCGGGCAGCACGACGGGCGGCGGCGCAUCCAGCGCGAGGGCCUGAUGCGCGUGUACGUGGCCCAGCUGGUGGUGCGGGCUGCCUUCGAGGUGGCCUUCCUGGUGGGCCAGUACCUGCUGUACGGCUUCGAGGUGCGGCCCUUCUUCGCGUGCAGUCGCCAGCCCUGCCCGCACGUGGUCGACUGCUUCGUGUCGCGGCCCACGGAGAAGACCAUCUUCCUGCUGGUCAUGUACGUGGUCAGCUGCCUCUGCCUGCUGCUCAACCUGUGCGAGAUGGCGCACCUGGGCCUGGGCAGCGCGCAGGACGCGGUGCGCGGCCGCCGGCCGCCGGCUGGCACCCCGGGCCCCGCGCCGCGUGCGCCGCCCGGCACGCUGCCCGCCUCACCCGCCGGCCUCGCCUGCCCCCCAGACUACAGCCUGGUGGUGCGCGCAGCUGAGCGCGCGCGCUCGCAUGACCAGGACCUGGCCAGCCUGGCGCUGCAGGCGCUGCGGGAGGGGCACGCGAUGGGUGACCGCGACAGCCCGCCCUGCCCCGGCCUCCCUGCGGCUGCUCGGGGGCCCCCACGGGCUGGCGCCCCCGCCUCCGGCUCAGGCAGUGCCACGUCGGGGGGCACGGGCCCAGGCGGGGGCCAGGCCAGGCCGGGCUCCAAGCCCAGGGCGGGCUCAGAGAAGGGCAGUGCCAGCAGCAGGGAAGGCAAGACCACCGUGUGGAUCUGACGGCCCCGCCGCUGACGUGGCCUGUCCUCCCUCCAGGCAGAGGCUGGGGUGGGGGGCUGUGGGGGAAGGCCCAGGGCUGGGCGCUCAGGGCUCUCUUCUUCCUCCUCCUCGGUCUCCGCA
Neogale vison (American mink) is the source of this 1515-nucleotide messenger RNA. RefSeq names its product gap junction protein gamma 2 (gene GJC2). Gene Ontology annotation, cellular component: connexin complex. Gene Ontology annotation, biological process: cell communication. Lineage: Eukaryota; Metazoa; Chordata; Mammalia; Carnivora; Mustelidae. The record is from RefSeq and is a predicted model, not a curated record. The transcript has 2 exons. The coding region runs from base 97 to 1395 and encodes 432 amino acids.